Spodoptera littoralis (African cotton leafworm) is the source of this 1449-nucleotide messenger RNA. NCBI's taxonomy places the organism in Eukaryota, Metazoa, Arthropoda, Insecta, Lepidoptera, Noctuidae. The record is from the annotation of a GenBank genome assembly.
AUGUGGCAUUGUCAUUUAAUACCUUAUUAUCUUACAUUCUGUUCUUUCUUUACAGGUGAAGGAAAUUUAAAAAUAAGUAUACCUAAGGAUUCUGGUAAUUGUUCGAUACCAAAGCCUAAUUACAAGUUCAAAGAAGGUCAAAAUUUGACUAUAGAGCUACCAACGGAUCCUUUCAUCAACUAUGGAUGGUGGCGUUUAAGGAACUCUAAUAAUGAAACGUUUACAAUCGACAGCUCCUUAAAAACCAACAUGACUAAACAACAUACAACUGUGGUGAACCGAUACAUGGACGGUACAUGGGAAUUUGAGUUUUAUGUGUAUAAAGGUAAUCCUCAAAUUCUACCCAACAUUGACAAAAAGACGAUGAAUCAUUUAGGACAACAAGAAUUAUAUACACCAAUCAUAUGCCGUACCAACGUUGCGAUCGAAUGGAACAAGGACACGAUAUUGGAUACGAAGUUCAUAAUCAUUUGUUCAGUGUUGGGAUCGUUGGCAUUACUCAUCAUUAUAGGACAAGCUGUUUACAUCUACUACUUAAAAUCCUUAGCUCGAAGGUUGAAUGCUCAUAACAACUUGUCGAAAAAAUCGGAUUCCGCUCAAAGUGACGGAGCUCGAUACUGUAGCUACCCUCGGCAGAAGAAGAUCGACGAAGUGGUUCCAGUCGAUAAGAGAUACAGCGACAUAUAUGAAGCACCAAAUAUUGAAAUAAACGAUAAUGGUCCAAAACAUUUUCUGCCUCCAAACCCGCCAGCUAUAUCAACGAUGCCUUGUACUCCAAAAAUGGAUCGCAAUAUGAGCAUGCAUCCGCAGAUGCAUGGAGCGACCCUAAACAGAAGCGCAAUGAUGGACCAUACACGUUCCUACCAAAGACAAACAGAACGUGAUAUGGCGAACAGACCUCCGCUGCCUUUACCACCAUCUCAAGAUGACUUCGAAGUUUAUGAACAAAUGACUGAUGAUAUGGACACAUACGAACCUCCGCCGGCGGUCAGUCAGGCAAUGCCACCCAGACUACCGAUGCCUCCAAAGAAGGUGCCUACAGCAAACCUAGUCAACGUGAAUCAGGACACACUGAAAACUAAAAGAAGUGCCAGACCUCCUGUCACUCCGAAACCACAAAUGUCACACGCUGCAGUAGCACCAGUCAAUGAAUUGCAGCAGGUCUUGAAGAGGAGACAGGCAGGAAUUGAAACUGCAACAAGAAGCAAUGAAUUGGAAGAAGCAUUGAGAAAACGAAAUAAUGUAAAACAAGUUCCUAUCGUCUCCAUACCUGAUCCAAAUGCAGCAAAGACCAGACCUGUUGUAAAAUCGAAACCGAAAAUACCACAACCACAGCCAGUACAGGAAGAAAUCUACUACAACGAAAACCAAGCGUCUUCGGACGAAGAAUGGACCUACGAGCCUUUAAAACCGCAUAAGAAUUAUGAUCCUAACAUUUAUAACAUAUAA